This is a messenger RNA of Harmonia axyridis, 1207 nucleotides long. Its product is annotated as prothoracicotropic hormone-like. Lineage: Eukaryota; Metazoa; Arthropoda; Insecta; Coleoptera; Coccinellidae. Gene Ontology annotation, molecular function: signaling receptor binding. The record is from RefSeq and is a predicted model, not a curated record. The coding region runs from base 611 to 1150 and encodes 179 amino acids. The transcript is spliced from 4 exons.
CAAAAUUUACUCACUGAAAAUGACAUAUGCUUCCUCGAUUUAUGUUUAUCACUCUGAGAUUUCAAUUAAUAACAUGUACAAAUUGCCUACCGUUCAUAAUGCUUUAGUUUUGCGAGCUUUGACUGCAAGAUUUUUACCAUUUUUAUGGGGUACAUCCACGAAUUUGCAAUAACAAGGUGCCCCCUCCAAAUGAAAAAUGACCUGCCUCGCCAUUAUCCGGAAAAACUUACAGUAAUAUUCAGUUGGUUUGUUUUAUAUCGGCCACCUUGUAUGCAUAAGCUCAACAUUACCGCCAUCAAGAUCAGGGUUGAGAAACACACCCUAUAUAUAUUUCAGCGAGAACCGAAGAAAGGUGAGCUCAUCAGAACCUUGAAGAGGAAAGAGGCGUUAUUAUAUUCAUUAUCACAAAGAGGUGACAAGUAGGGAAUGAUCCAAACAAUGGCAAAUGAACAUCUCGUAUGACAAGUCUUAUACAUGUUCAACCCACCUUUUGUAUGGUAUAAAAUUACACGGCUAAUGGGCUCUAUACAAGAACAAACUUAUAUAACAUGCCCAUAUCCUGAACUCAUAUUCAUAUCGUCCUCUCCUCCAGUUCAUCUUAAGAUUAGCGAUGAAAUUACAUGCAUCACUUCUCGUUAUUUCGUUGUUCCACAUUCUGUUCGCGUUGGACUCUUGGAAAGAAUCUCAAGACAAUGGAGGUGAUUACAGCCUUGAUAAUACAGAAAAUGAAAAUUUGGAGGAGUUUUCCGGUAACGAUAUUUUUGGAGAAAGUCAGAUGAGUACUUACGCAAAGUCAAUGAGGAAUAAUAGAAACGAAAUCCAAAAACUAAUUCCUAACGAAAUGAAAUCGAAAAAAACUGCUUUUUAUCAAUCCAGCCACAAUAUAACACCUUGUUCUUGUGGAAUGGAGUAUAAAGUUCUUGAUUUGGGACAUUUAUAUUUUCCUAGGUAUAUCCAUUCAAUGAUUUGUAAAGAUGGCACCUGCAGAAAUCCCUAUCGAUGCAGCGAGAGAUACUACAAAGUUAGAGUACUGAAGAAAAACCCUCAUGAUAGAUCUGGAAGACCGUCUUCCAUGCUCCCAGCGAAUUUGAGACAAUAUUGGACCUCAGAAACAAUCGACGUAGUUGUAGGAUGUGAAUGCAUACCUUAAAAACUUCGUCGAUCUCAAUUUGACAUGUUUAAUCUUCAAAAAUAAAUUUUUCAAGAA